AUGGAAUCUUCCCCAGCGCCAGGAAGGCCCUUUGACCCAUCUAAACCUUUCGAUGGUCUAGUACUUUGCUGUACAAAUAUCGAAGCAGAUUUACGUACGGAAAUUGCCCAACGAACUGUCGACCUAGGCGGAAUUCACAAGUACGAUCUUACCCCCGACGUCACCCAUUUAAUUGUUGGAGACUACGACACUGCCAAGUAUCGCCAUGUCGCGAGAGAAAGACCCGAUAUUAAGCCCAUGGCCGCAGGAUGGGUUGAUGCUAUAAGUGAAUUAUGGCGAGAAGACGUAGAAUUCGACUUUGCUGCUUUGGAAGAAACUUGGAGAUUAAAAACAUUUGAGACAGGAGGCGGCAACCCUAAGAGUUCCGACGAAGCACAACGGGAGAGGACAAGGCUAACAUGUUGCUUGACUGGCUUUGAGGAUAAUGAAACUCGUACCAUGAUCGAAAGCAAGGUUAAAUCGAACGGCGGCGAAUAUAUCGGCGAUCUCUCCAGGCGCGUCACUCACCUCAUCGUAUGCAAACCCGAAGGGAAGAAAUAUGUAGCCGCACGUAAGUGGGGGAUAAGGACCGUCUCUAUCGAAUGGUUACACGACAGCCUCGAACGAGGUAUGAUUCUCCACGAGGAAUGUUACGAUCCGACUCUACCCGCAGCAGAACGAGGAAAAGGAGCUUGGAUAAGAAGAGAUAUCAGGCGAGGGGGUUCGCUGGGUAAACGUCUGCGCGAUGGGACAUCAGCUCCCCCAGCUGAUGACGGUAGGAGGAAGUUGAGGAAAACAGCAAGCAUGAAACUCACAAACCGAAGAGACAAUCUUUGGGGUGAUAUCCUCGUCAAUCAAUCAUCUACCGAUCUAUCCAAGCCAGCUACCACCAUUACCACCCUUACCGCCUCCGAUGUACGACCCAAUAGCGUGCCUCCCACCGACAACCCGAAUACGUCCACCAUCGAGAACCAACAACUCCCACAACCAAGCGAUCAAAUCCAAGCUGACCACGGCGUUUUCUCCUCUUGUCGCUUUUAUGUGCACGGUUUCCCGAAAAAGAAACAAGAAAUUGUACAGCAUCAUAUUUCAUCCCAUGAAGGACAUAUUUCACAGUCGAUCGAAGACGCUGCCUCAUCUACUCACCACGAACCGUUAGACCGACGUUAUCUAAUUGUCCCGCAAUCAUCGCAGCCCGACUCACAUCCGGAACUCCCUGAAGGAAUGCAUAUUGUUACCGAAUUCUAUAUCGAACGAUGUGUCCAUAAUAAGACACUUUUCAAUCCGAAUGAACACGUGCUUGGCCAGCCAUUUCCACAAUUCCCUAUUGACGGGUUUGCUGAAUUGUUAAUAUGCACAGCCGGGUUUAUGAACGAGCAAUUAAAUCAAGUACAAAAGGCAGUGAUCCAACUUGGCGCAAGAUAUUCAGAACGGCUCAAUUCGCAAUGCUCCUUAUUAGUUUGCCCUUCUCUCGCAAACGUAAGGAAACAAAAAUUGAAUUUUUCCGUGUCAUCCAACGUCCCGGUGGUUGAAGCAGACUGGCUUUGGCAGUGCAUUACGACAGGCUGUUUCGCACCAUGGGACAAGUUCCUCUUCAAAGAAAUCCCCCAAAAUGAUGUCGCGAACCGCGGGAUCCGCCAAAGCAAGAAAGAUAAAAUUGCAAGGUCAAAGUCGGAACCUGUGCCAAGAAAGGAACCCAACCCAGAUUCUACAACAUCGGCUAUGAAGCAUGGUAUCGAUACGACUGCAUUUGAUGACGAUUUACCAGUGCAAAAUGGAACCACCGUCCAAGAACAGGAAACUAGCGAAUCCAACUACGAGACCGCCCCUACUGUUCAAGCAAAAGACACGAAUAUCGAAUCUACGACCGCUUCAGCACCUCUCUCAGAAAAGACCCCUAACGCAUUAAAUAAAUCACCAUCACCACAAAAGCCAGAUUCAGCGCCAAGGAAAUUAAAGCGUUUCCCGACAGGGGGCGAAAUAGGGGAUUCCGAAAGUGGCGAUGAUUCGGAUACUCCUGGCCGAAUUGACAAACAAAUUAACAGUGCUAAUGACGAUGAAAAGGAACAAAGACUACAAGCUGAACGCACCAAGGCAGCUGAACGCCAGGAGAUGUCGAGGCGAUUGAAUUCUCUCAUGUCUCGCGACGAAGCAGCUCAGGACGGUGAUGGUAUGAAGCCUCAAUCUGUAUCACGUCAACAACGUCGGAGGCGCGAAAUUCUCGGUCGCGCAGCUAGUAAUGUUUCGACAGCGUCAAGCGCGAGUGCGGAAUCGCAGACACAUAUGAGUAGUUCUAAGUCUAAUCCUAGGAGGACCGAGUCCAUGGCUUCUCGCUUGGACUCUGUCAAAACUCAUACUAGCGGUCUAGGGCUUCUAGAUGAGAUGAUGACGGAACAUGGCGAUGGUGACCAAAUAAUGGCGAAUGGCGAUAGUCCUCCUCGAGCUACACAAUUGGAGUAUGAUAACUCCGAGGCCAAGAAGCAUCGUGCUGCGGUUGUGGAUCGUAUGAUGGCCGAUAGCAAGAAAGAUGAUUUAAAGGGUCAUAGGCAAAGUCAGGAAAAAGCCAAUUCGACAAAUCUCAAGGAUGACUUGGCGCCGAAUGGUACUACGCAGAAGGCUUCCACAAAGAGGGUCAUGAGGCGACGAUAA
Molecule: messenger RNA, 2628 nt
Organism: Hypoxylon trugodes
Lineage: Eukaryota; Fungi; Ascomycota; Sordariomycetes; Xylariales; Hypoxylaceae
Product: BRCT domain-containing protein
Exons: 3
Coding region: 1-2628 (875 amino acids)
Biological process (GO): mitotic DNA replication checkpoint signaling; mitotic G2 DNA damage checkpoint signaling; DNA replication initiation
Source: RefSeq, a predicted model, not a curated record